GGCAGUGCCGGGCAGGGCGCGCGGCGAGUGAGCGCGGCCCCGCUCCGCUGCCGCCGUCUCCGCCGCCGCCGCUGCCGCCCCCGCCCCGGCAUGAGGAAACGCAACGAGUCGGUCACGGUGGAGCAUGAGCGCGCCGCCGCUGCCGCCGCGCCCGGGCCCCUCGACAAGGGCUGCAGCCUGAGGCGAAGCCUGCGCCUGCCUGCCUCCGCCGCCGCCGACGGCAUGAAGCGUCCGCUGGGCAGGCGAUACGGAUUAUGGUUUCGAUUGAGGAAGUUAAUACUCUGGUUGCUGGGAAUGUACAUAGCCAUCCCAUUUCUAGUAAAACUUUGCCCUGCUAUUCAGGCAAAGCUGGUCUUCCUAAACUUUGUAAGGGUCCCAUAUUUCAUUGACUUGAAAAGACCACAGGAUCAAGGUUUAAACCACACCUGUAAUUAUUACUUGCAGCCAGAGGAGGAUGUAACCAUUGGAGUCUGGCACACGGUCCCUGCAGCCUUAUGGAAGAAUGCCCGAGGGAAGGACCAGCUGUGGUUUGAAGAGGCUUUGGGCUCCAGCCACCCUGUAAUCCUUUAUCUGCACGGCAAUGCAGGAACAAGAGGAGGGGAUCACCGGGUGGAGCUUUACAAGGUUCUCAGCUCCCUCGGGUACCAUGUGGUGACGUUUGACUAUCGAGGCUGGGGUGACUCAAUAGGCAGCCCUUCAGAGAGGGGAAUGACCUACGACGCCCUUCAUGUCUUCGACUGGAUAAAAGCACGGAGUGGAGACAACCCUGUCUAUAUAUGGGGACACUCCCUGGGCACAGGAGUCGCAACAAAUCUGGUGCGGCGCCUCUGCGAGAGAGAAACGCCCCCGGAUGCCCUGAUCCUGGAAUCUCCAUUCACCAACAUACGGGAGGAGGCACGGAGUCAUCCCUUCUCUGUGAUAUACAGAUACUUCCCUGGAUUUGACUGGUUCUUCCUGGACCCCAUCACAACAAGUGGAAUUAAAUUUGCAAAUGAUGAGAAUGUGAAAUACAUUUCUUGCUCCCUGCUCAUCCUUCAUGCUGAGGAUGAUCCAGUGGUACCAUUUCAUCUGGGAAAAAAGCUUUACAACAUCGCAGCGACGUCACGGAGUUUCCGGGACUACAAGGUGCAGUUUGUGCCCUUCCACACAGACCUCGGCUACCGGCACAAGUACAUCUACAGGAGUCCAGAGCUACCUCGGAUACUGCGGGAAUUCCUGGGAAAAUCUGAACAUGAGCAUGGUCACUGAAGACUGUCUGCUUGUCAGCACAGCGAUUUUCAUUUCCUUCCUCUCUCUUUUUUCUCCCCGCUCCCUGUGGGUCAGUCUGCCGUUCUUCCAUCCCUGGCACUAGAGGAGGUCAGGGAUUCCCAUUCCAGUCCUGAUGUGUACCCUUGGCAACUCCAGCUUCUGGCAUCAGCAUCUGUGACGGCAGAAGGAAGAAGCUGUUGGCUUCUUUUGGACUUGGACAGAGGGGUGGUAACAGCCCAGGACCCAGUACCAAACCGUGAAAAAUGUAAGCGCAGCAAAGCCUCGCCCGUCCCUUGUGGUACUGCUGAGGACAUAUGUUCCUAGGACACUGUGUCAUGACCAAGGAUGUUUCUUUCACUUUUAAACACUGCUGCUGUUUUUGCAUCAUGUAGAGAUACAUUUGUAGGCAAAUGGCUUUUGCCACGUCUCCUUAUCGCAGGUGUCUUGCUUGAGUUUGAGGUGUUCUCCUUCUAGAAAAUACAUGUUUUGCCUUUCCUUUUCGAUCAGUGGCUGUAAUUACAAAUACAUGGAGGAUCCAGGUAGUGAGAGGUAUUUUUAUUUAGCUCUUCAGUCACAGUGUGCUGCAAGUGUUGGGGUAAUUACAUGCAUUUGGAAAUAAAAUGAAAGAAUUUUUUUGUUC
Molecule: messenger RNA, 1888 nt
Organism: Vidua macroura (Pin-tailed whydah)
Lineage: Eukaryota; Metazoa; Chordata; Aves; Passeriformes; Viduidae
Gene: ABHD12
Product: abhydrolase domain containing 12, lysophospholipase
Exons: 13
Coding region: 91-1248 (385 amino acids)
Biological process (GO): monoacylglycerol catabolic process; phosphatidylserine catabolic process
Cellular component (GO): endoplasmic reticulum membrane
Molecular function (GO): monoacylglycerol lipase activity; phosphatidylcholine lysophospholipase A1 activity
Source: RefSeq, a predicted model, not a curated record